Molecule: messenger RNA, 2359 nt
Organism: Myodes glareolus (Bank vole)
Lineage: Eukaryota; Metazoa; Chordata; Mammalia; Rodentia; Cricetidae
Source: RefSeq, a predicted model, not a curated record
GGGUGGCCAUCCUUUUUGACUGCAAUCUGGGGGAAUAGAGCUCUACCAUUGUCCCCAAUGAGCCCCAGGCCUAGCUACCUCCCCCAGACAGAGUUGGAGGCAAAUCCAUGCAGGCCGGAUUCCCACCAAAGCUGGCUCUCCUCCAGGCUUGCUGGGAUGAAAAACUAGCUACAGGUUCCCUUGGGAUUCGCCCCGGAGAGGGCAGUGCACAUAGUUUGAAACAGAACUGAAUGGACAGGUGUGGAUCUUAGGGAAGCAGCCACCAGGGGACAAGAAGCUGUCACCAGCCCCCAAGAGAGUCCUGGCAGCAUGGACUAUUUUGAUGAUGAGCCUCUUGAGUCUGAGACCAAAGAUGAGACAGAAACUGCGCCAACACUGCAGAACAGCGAUGACACCCUGUACUGCGAAGCUGAAGCCCCUGCCAGUGUUGAGAAAGAGAAAACCACCAGGGAGAACUCAGAAACCGACUUGGAAAUUGAAGACACAGAGAAAUUCCUCACCAUCGGACAGAAGGAACUGUACCUGGAGGCCUGCAAACUCGUGGGCGUAGUACCCGCCUCCUACUUCAUCCAGAACAUGGAGGAGUCCUGCAUGAACCUCAACCAUUAUGGGCUGGGCCCCAAGGGUACCAAGGCCAUUGCUAUAACUCUGGUGUCCAACACAACGAUCCUCAAACUGGAGCUGGAAGACAACUCCAUCAUGGAGGAGGGCGUCUUGAGUCUGAUGGAGAUGCUUCACGAGAAUUACUACCUCCAGGAGCUGAACAUGUCUGACAAUGACCUUGGUUUGGAGGGAGCCAGGAUCAUCUCAGACUUCCUCCAGGAAAACAAUUCUUCACUCUGGAAACUGAAACUUUCAGGAAACAACUUCAAGGAGGAAUCUGCUGCGCUUUUAUGCCAAGCCCUGUCGUCCAAUUACCGAAUUAGGUCACUGAACCUCAGCCACAACCAGUUCUCUGACGUAGGAGGGGAGCAUCUGGGACAGAUGCUAGCCCUCAAUGUCGGGCUCCAGUCGCUGAACCUAAGCUGGAAUCACUUCCACAUUCGGGCAGCUGUGGCCCUGUGUAACGGUCUCCGGUGCUGUUCCCCUCCCCUGGAGUCUAACGUGACCCUGAAGAAACUGGACGUGUCCAUGAAUGGCUUUGGGAAUGAAGGCGCUCUGGCCCUGGGGGAUGUCCUCAGACUCAACAGCUGCCUGGUCUACAUAGACAUCAGCAGAAACGGCAUCACCAAUGAGGGAGCCUCCAGAAUCAGCAAGGGACUAGAAGUCAACGAGAGCCUCCAAGUGCUGAAGCUUUUCCUGAACCCUAUGAGUAUGGAGGGGGCAGUUUUUCUCAUCAUGUCCAUCAAGAGGAACCCCAAAUCCAGGAUGGAAGAGCUUGACAUUUCUAACGUUCUGGUAACAGAGCAAUUUGUAAAAGUCCUGGAUGGGGUCUGUGCCGUUCACCCACAGCUGGAUGUGCUAUACAAGGGAUUGCAGGGUCUCUCCAGCAAGAAAACCGCCUCUCUGUGGACCAACCCCAUGAAACUGAUCCAGAACUACACAGACCAACAGAAGAUCCCAGCUGUGGAGUUCUUCAAGAGCUUGAAUCCAUCGGGAUCAAUGAUAAUGCCUGUGGGGGACUUUCGGAAAGCCAUGAUACAGCAAAACAAGGUCCCCAUCAACCGGUACCAGGUCAGGGAGCUCCUAAAGAAGCUGGGUGAGAAGAAGGGUAUGGUGGACUUCAGCUCCCUUAUAUAGCAAGACUCGAGCAAGACACUGGGACCGGUGCCUGAGGAACGCCAGCCCACGUGACAGAGGGACAAUGUUCAGGCCUCCAAGGCUGAUUUCUAGGAAUGAUGGAGAUUCUAGACAGCUAGAAUCUACCCCGAUCACCAGUUCCAUCCCUCUAGGUCACCCCUUGACCCUGACACUCCACUCUAAUUCUUAGAGUGCCAAAACCCUUGGAAUUUCCUGAGAAGAAAUGUCUUUGUCGUGGUAAUGGAUGAGUCACACAACUCUCAGAUGGCUUUGGGAUGGGAGCUGAUCACCAAAAAGACCAAGACUACAGCUGGGCCUUCCAAUCCAGACUCAGGUGUCCUGCUCCCAGGAGGGUAGCUUGAAGGCGCCUGUCUGAGACAGAAGCCCACAGGAACUGGCCUCAUCCCUGAGUCCUGCUGAGACGGCACCUCUCCGUGUUGUGUUCUACUUUGCCCAGCAGGCGGCGCUCUGACCUUACAAGUCCUCCAUUUGGGCUAAGAUUUACCCAGUUCUUUGAAACCUGGUAAUGGGAAAAAGGGAAAAGAAAACAGAACCCCCGCUUGCUCAAGAAAAUCAGAUUCCUAUUGGCUAUAAAGAAAAAAAAUGAAGAAAAGAGUGA